AUGGGAAAUUAAUAAGGAUCAGAUUAUGGAGGUGUAUAUAUUAGAACGGAUAAACCCUUUUAUUUUGCUGGAGAAAUCAUAACAGGUAUGAAGAAAUCUUAAAACUUAGGAAAUAUUUAUUUGAAUAUUUUUAAAGAUGGAUAUCCUGGAGGAGUCGUAUUAUUGAAGGUAUCUGGAAAAGAAAAAUGUCAUUGGACUGAAAGUUAUUCUCAUACCACUACUGGAGCAGAUGGAAAACAAGAACAACAUACCGAGUAUGUGACCUAUUCAGGUUAAACCUAAUUUUAUUAACAUCGAGUCGCAAUAUGGACAUUUAAUACUCCUUGUUUACCAGUUGGGUAAUAUACCUUCCCAUUUUAAUUUUAAUUAUUGUCUCAUUUACCAGGAUCUUAUUUUGAAAAAGGAUCAGAUUUUUAAGCAAAAAUUUCAUAUAGUGUCAAAGCAGAAAUUGAAUCAUAUAAUAAAUCGUAUAAGAACAUUAAACAUUCAUAACCUUUAGUUGUUAGAGAACCAUUGAAGUAGAAUAUGACAGCUUUAAUGGGUUAAAUGGAAGUAAAAGCAUCAACUUGGUGUUGCAUUGACUAAGGAGUAAUUAUUAAAAAUUAUAAAUAGACUUCUUAUAUAAAAUGUGUAUUUGAUAAAAAUCAUUAUCUUCCAGGAGAUACUGCUUAUCUAUGGGCUGAUUUGGAUAAUUCAAAUUGCAAAUUGGAUGUUAAAAGAAUUGAUGCUAGAUUAAUAAAUUAUUUAACAUUAAGAGACAAAACAGGAAGAGAAAAGGUUAUAACAAGGACUAUUGUUUCAUAAUAAAUUCAAGGAAUUGGAGCAGGUGUAAAAGCUGUUGAAAAUGACAGAAAAUAAAUCUAACUAAUUUUACACAAUAAAAAUUCACAAGAUGGAAUUCGUCCCUCAUCUAAUGGUUAAUUAGUUAGAUCAGUAUAUAGAUUAUAAGUUUAAGCACUUCUUUCUGGUAAAUUAAUAGUUUCUAAAAUUUAGGCUGUACAUGUUGUAACAAGCAUCCAACUGUAGAUGUUCCUAUUGAAAUAGUUGCUCCUGUGCCUUAAGUUUAUAAUUAACCUAUGGCUCAACCUUCUAACUGGAAUCCUUAAGUAUUCCAACCUUAAAUUGUACAAUUUACUGAUAGCACCAUGUAUUUGAAAGAUCAGAAUUAAUAAUCAAACUAUAAUUAUCCUUAAGUUCCAUUAGCUCCACCAUAACCUCCUAAUUAAUUUGGAUAAAUGCAGUAGCCAAUGAAUUGA
This is a messenger RNA of Paramecium pentaurelia, 1256 nucleotides long. NCBI's taxonomy places the organism in Eukaryota, Ciliophora, Oligohymenophorea, Peniculida, Parameciidae. The record is from the annotation of a GenBank genome assembly.